GAGGUACAGGCAGCAGUAGGGGUUGCAGGCAGGGCAGGGAUUGCAGGCGGAGGUGCAAGCAACAAGAGGGACCCAAGCAGGGCAGAGGUGCAGGCAGGAGUGCAGGCAGCAGCAGGGACCCAAGCAGAGCAGGGAUUCAGGCAGAAGUGCAGGUAGUAGCAGGGGUUGCAGGCAGGGCAGGACUGCAGGCAGGAGCACAGGCAGCUGUAGGGCCUCAGGCAGGGCAAGACUGCAGGCAGAAGUGCAGGCAGCAGCAGAGCGUCAGGCAGGAGCGCAGGCAGCAGCAGGGUCCCAGUCAGGGCAGGGAAGCAGCAGGCAGAGUGCAGGCAGAAGCACAGGCAGCAGCAGAGCCUCAGGCAGGAGCGCAGGCAGCAGCAGGGCUCCAGGCAGGGCAGGGCUGCAGACAGAAGUGCAGGCAGCAGCAGGGCCUCAGGCAAGAGUGCAGGCAGCAGCAGGGUUCCAGGCAGGGCAGGACUGCAGGCAGAAGGGCAGGCAGCAGCAGGGCUUCAGGCAGGAGCACAGGCAGCAGCAGGGCCUCAGGCAGGGCAGGGAAGCAGCAGGCAGGGUGCAGGCAAGGCAGGCAGCAGCAGGCAGAGUGCAGGCAGGGCAGGGAAGCAGCAGGCAGGGUGCAGGCAAGGCAGGCAGCAGCAGGCAGAGUGCAGGCAGGGCAGGGAAGCAGCAGGCAGGGUGCAGGCAAGGCAGGCAGCAGCAGGCAGAGUGCAGGCAGCAGCAGCAGCAUGGCCAGCGGUGUCCGGCGGCAGCCCUGGGGCCGCUCCCUGCGCUCCGGGGGCCAGCUCUGAGCCGGAGCCUGCAGCCAUGGAAGGGUCCCCCGGGGGCGGCUACUCCCCGCACGCCGCCGCGGCCAUCGCCGCCACCAUCACCCUCCUGGCGCUCCUCACCGUGGCGGGCAACAGCCUGGUGGUCGUGGCCGUGCUCAGCAGCCCCUCGCUGCGGGCACCCCAGAACCUCUUCUUGGUGUCCUUGGCGGCCGCCGACAUCCUGGUGGCCACCCUGAUCAUCCCCUUCUCGCUGGCCAACGAGCUGCUGGGCUACUGGUACUUCCAGCGGGCAUGGUGCCAGCUCUACCUGGCUCUGGACGUGCUCUUCUGCACCUCCUCCAUCGUGCACCUCUGCGCCAUCAGCUUGGACCGCUACUGGUCGGUCAGCAGGGCCCCGGGGUACGGUGCCAGGCGCACCCUGCGCCGCGUCAAGUGUGGCAUCCUCCUGGUGUGGAGCAUCGCUGCCAUCAUCUCCCUCCCGCCGCUGCUCCACGAGGGCGAGAAGGAGGCAGCGCCCGGCGAGAGACCUCAGUGCAGGCUGAACGAGGAGGCCUGGUACGUCCUCUCCUCCAGCGUGGGCUCCUUCUUCGCCCCCUGCCUCAUCAUGGUCCUCGUCUACCUGCGCCUCUACCUGAUCGCCAAGCGCCGCCACCGCGCCCGCACCGCCGCCAGGGCACCGCCACCGAGCCGCAGCCCCCCGGCCAGCUGCCCGCCCGCUGACAGGACCUCCCUGCUGGGCAUCAAGGAGCCCCCAGCGUGCCCCAGUGGCGGGACAGAGCUGUGCCAGCAGCCCCGGGGAUGCCCCAGGGACACCUUAGCCACGGGCACCGGGCAGGUGGUGCUGGCGCCCGAACUGGGUGCGCUGAGCACUUGGAGGAGGAAGACUCAGCUCAACAGGGAGAAGAGGUUCACCUUCGUCCUGGCCGUGGUCAUCGGAGUCUUUGUGCUCUGCUGGUUCCCUUUCUUCUUCCUCUACAGCCUGGGUGCCCUCUGUGCCCGCUGCAAGGUGCCCCACGGCGUCUUCCAGUUCUUCUUCUGGGUCGGGUACUGCAACAGCUGCCUCAACCCCCUCCUCUACACCAUCUUCAACCGGGACUUCCGCGGCGCCUUCCGACGCCUGCUCUGCCGCCGCCGCCACCGCCCGGCGCUCACCGCCUGCUGAGGGCUCUGCCCGCCGCCUGCCGCCCUCCUCCUCCUCCUCCUCCUCCUCCUCCUGCUGGCUGUGCCCACCCCUGGGGUUUGCAGAUGGCUUUGAUGUCUUCCCCCUCAAAGCGACAACAGGGAGGGGUUGGGCACUUGCUGCUUUCUUUCUCUGCCAGGUGUCCCUGAGAGUUUGGUGUGGGAGAGGGAGGGAUGUGGCAUCAUGAAAGGGAUGUGGCAUCGUGAAAGGGAUGUGGCAUCAUGAAAGGGAUGUGCCACCAUGGAAUGGAUGUGCCACCAUGAAAGGAACAUGCCACCAGCAGAGGGAUGUGCCACCACCGAAGGGUUGUGCCACCAUGGAAUGGAUGUGCCACCAUGAAGGGAUGUGCCACCACCGAAGGGAUGUGCCACCAUGGAAUGGAUGUGCCACCAUGAAGGGGAUGUGCCACCAUGGAAUGGAUGUGCCACCAUGAAAGGGAUGUGCCACCACCAAAGGGAUGUGCCACCAGCAAAGGGAUGUGCCACCAUGAAAGGGAUGUGCCACCACCAAAGGGAUGUGCCACCAUGAAAGGGAUGUGGCACCAGCAAAGGUAUGUGCCACCAUGAAAGGGAUGUGCCACCAUGAAAGGGAUGUGCCACCAUGAAAGGGAUGUGGCACCAGCAAAGGUAUGUGGCAUCAUGAAAGGGAUGUGCCACCAUGAAAGGGAUGUGCCACCAGCAAAGGUAUGUGGCAUCAUGAAAGGGAUGUGCCACCACCAAAGGGAUGUGCCACCAUGAAAGGAACAUGCCACCAGCAGAGGGAUGUGCCACCAUGAAAGGAACAUGCCACCAGCAGAGGGAUGUGCCACCGUGAAGGUGAUGUGCCACCAUGGAAUGGAUGUGCCACCACGACAGGGAUGUGCCACCACCAAAGGGACACACCACCACCAAAAGGAGAUGCCAGCACCAAAGGGACGUGCCCCCCUGCCAUCAGCCCUGUCCCCAAGCCCGGUGGCAUCCCAGCGAGUGCCCCCCAGAAGGUGGCACCACUGCAGCCU
Molecule: messenger RNA, 2956 nt
Organism: Pogoniulus pusillus (Red-fronted tinkerbird)
Lineage: Eukaryota; Metazoa; Chordata; Aves; Piciformes; Lybiidae
Product: alpha-2B adrenergic receptor-like
Exons: 1
Coding region: 817-1941 (374 amino acids)
Biological process (GO): adenylate cyclase-activating adrenergic receptor signaling pathway
Cellular component (GO): plasma membrane
Molecular function (GO): alpha2-adrenergic receptor activity; epinephrine binding
Source: RefSeq, a predicted model, not a curated record